AUGGCCGGCAAACUUGCCCUGGUCUUCAUAUUAAUACACUCAAUCCAAAUUCUCGCCCUUCCAACCCCCUCCACCCCAAUCGCAUCCAAAUCCCUUGCGUCAUACAAUAAGCGCUACUACUUCCCGGAGACCCUUCCUGAUCAAGAUGAACUCGAAGCAAUAUUGAAAGAAACAGCCAUGCGCGAAGCAGGCUUCGUGCAUUCGUCAAUACCAUCAAACACGGAGUCUGGACCGGUGCAUAAAAUGGAGACGGAGCUUCAAAAAUCACUUCCGAAUCCGGAUGCAGCGAUCGGCACGGCACCGGCAAUCCCGGAUAGCACACAAGACACAAAGCCGAAACAGUCGCAGUUCCAGCCUGGUCUGAAACAGUCUCUCGUAACAUUGGAAUCGGACGAUUACCCGAUUUACUGGCCGCCGUUUGGAUUUUUCGUCGUCUCCGCUGCCAUCGUGUGCUUCUUUACCAUAUUGAGGGGGAUCCGUGCGAAGAAGUGA
Messenger RNA from Penicillium robsamsonii, 492 nucleotides. RefSeq lists its product as uncharacterized. NCBI's taxonomy places the organism in Eukaryota, Fungi, Ascomycota, Eurotiomycetes, Eurotiales, Aspergillaceae. The record is from RefSeq and is a predicted model, not a curated record. The coding region runs from base 1 to 492 and encodes 163 amino acids. The transcript has a single exon.